Messenger RNA from Gadus chalcogrammus (walleye pollock), 3297 nucleotides. It is a transcript of the gene arl4cb, whose product is annotated as ADP-ribosylation factor-like 4Cb. Gene Ontology annotation, biological process: intracellular protein transport; endocytic recycling. The record is from RefSeq and is a predicted model, not a curated record. Gene Ontology annotation, cellular component: cytoplasm. The coding region runs from base 670 to 1248 and encodes 192 amino acids. The transcript has a single exon. Gene Ontology annotation, molecular function: GTPase activity; GTP binding. NCBI's taxonomy places the organism in Eukaryota, Metazoa, Chordata, Actinopteri, Gadiformes, Gadidae.
UCUCCACCGCACGCCAGUGCUUAUGCAGCGAUAGCAGAAGAAGGACCUCAUGUGCAGAGGAGACGCCGAUGCAAAUUGGGGAAUUACUCCGGGACAUCCCUUGAAUUGACUUGACAUUCGUCCCGCAUUGGACACUGGAUUUUGUGUUCUGAUAACCCAAAGCACCCGUUUCAUUUGCCGCACCGUUUGCAGGGGGGGGCUGCAGAACCUGCUGGGGAUCGCUGCUGCUGCUGUCACCGAGUCGCGGGAAGACAAGGACGUUCCACCUAUUCACUUGUGAUCACCGCACAGGGCUGUUUUGUGAAGCACCUCCGUGAUACCAACACACGCACUCUCACCUGGAAGUGUCCGUGGAUCGUCAAAUGUUGUGCCGUGGCCCAAUGGACUUGAGCGUGCGAGGAGAAUGCUAAUGAACGUCGCGCUGCGUCCUGCCGACGCGCGCUAUCCUCCAGUGCUGCUGAGGGGCGACAGCAGAGGUAAUCCUUCGUUCAAGAGGCACCCUGCUCCCUCGGAUAUCUAAGUAAACGCUUCUUUUUUUGUUGGUCAUUCCUUUAUCUGUAUAUACGUUUCUCAAAGGAAACGAGGGACGUGUUGACAGCGUACCUCUGUGUUUUAAGACGGAAGGGCGAUACAAGGGGAGCUAGACGCCCCUUCCACCUGCUGUUGAAAAUGGGCAACAGUUUUUCCAACAUUUCUGCCUUCCAGUCGCUUCACAUAGUGAUGCUAGGUUUGGACUCUGCGGGCAAAACCACUGUUCUGUACAGACUGAAAUUCAAUGAAUUUGUGAACACCGUGCCAACAAUCGGAUUCAACACAGAAAAGAUUAAACUUAGUAAUGGCACCGCGAAGGGUAUAAGUUGUCAUUUCUGGGACGUGGGAGGCCAGGAGAAGCUGAGGCCCCUGUGGAAGUCGUACAGCCGCUGCACGGACGGUAUCAUAUACGUGGUGGACUCCGUGGACGUUGACAGACUGGAGGAGGCCAAGACGGAACUGCAUAAAGUGACAAAAUUCGCGGAGAACCAAGGCACGCCGCUGUUGGUGAUAGCCAACAAACAGGACCUACCCAAAUCCCUUCCUGUCGCAGACAUUGAGAAGCAGUUGGCUCUGCACGAGCUUACUCCAUCCACCACGUACCACGUACAGCCCGCGUGCGCCAUCAUAGGCGAGGGGCUGCACGAGGGCAUGGAUAAACUGUACGAGAUGAUAGUAAAAAGGAGAAAAUCUCUAAAGCAAAAGAAGAAACGAUAACAGCCACUCAUGUGUGACGUAUGAUGCAAAGUUAGUGUAACUAAAUACUAUUCGGGUAUGCCAGUGUUGCCCCAAAAGAGGUUUACUUUUCAGUGGUUCUAUUAUUAUUUUUGUUUAUCCUUUUACUUUGGGUUAUUAAUGUCAAAGCUGUUAAGAUGCUGUGAACCAGCUGAAUGAUGCUUUUGCACACCAUAAUGGUGCAGAAUUUAUACAAAUGUUUAACCAAAUACAUACAAAAAAGAAACACUUGAAAUGAUUUCUCUUAAGGACUUGAAUGGAAAUUACAGCAUUGAAAAGGAAGAAAUGAAAACGGGCUGGCCCGUGAUUUGCUGCUUUCCUCCCAUGGAUCUUCAAUGUAGCUGGACGUUUGACUCUGGAAGCAGAUCACCAGACUAACCCACGGAGUACUUUUAUGGACGCUUGGAACUGUUUCUGCUCACUGGCCACACGUCUUCAAGGAAUGCUUCUUUGGAAAAAUACCCCACCCUUUUGUUUUUUUGUGAUUUUUGCACGUGGCUGGGGUUAUACUCACUUUUUGCCCACUGCUCAUGUCACACAGUGAAUCUGUGACUUAUCUGUUGCAUAUGAGCCUUCUGGUUAAGGAUGACAGAUGACAACAAUGUUUCCCGAGUGUUGAAGUAGCCUUUACUAUGUGUGUUGGACAGAAGGUGCCACUUGCUCACAGUUGGAGCAGGAUGGGGGGGUGGGGUCCACUAUUUUGCACUUUUCAUUUCCUAACGAAAUAGUAGAGUACUACACUGUAUAGCAGAGUCGGACCUCGCCCCUUUAUGUAUUGACAAGCCAAAAUUGAAGUAUUUUUGGAAUAUUAAAAGAUGAUGAAAUGGAUUGCUUUGGUUGAACGUUGUCCCUCAUUUACAUAACGGAGGUGUGUGAGUGUGGUGCCUGGUAUGGUGAUGACCUACUCAACUGCAGAGUUGCUAAUGUAAGCAGAUGGGCAUGCCCUCUGACGCGACCUAAUUGAUUGUUUUCCUUUUAUCAAGCUACUCGCCCCUUUUAGAGAGAGAGAGAGAGUAACGCUCACACUUUCCAGGUGUGAUGCCAGAAUGAGUGUGUGGAGGUCAAAGGUAACGAGGUUCAAAGCCCCUGGAUCCCACAGAAAUUGAAUGAGUGAAUUAACAAUUCUGAAAAUAGGCCUUUGUUAAACAUCUGACAUCUGACAUUAAAGUACAAUGAAAGGUAAUGUACAGCUUAUAUAAAAUGAAAUGUCAGCAAUGAUUCUAAAAUCUCAAAUGAAACGGCUACAUAGCCACAGUUUGAACGAUUUGCCAGGGUUAAAGCCCACAUCUUCUGCUGUAUUUCUAAAUAAUGUCCAUACAUCUCUCUUGUUCCUCCUCAGAAUAAAUAUGCACGCCUCAAGAGAGCCGAGCUAGCUGUGUAAGAAGCGGGACGGCUCGGGGCACAUGCAGGAAGUAUUACUGCUUCUCCCUAAUAACUCGCCCUUCAGGGGCCUUUAAAUAUACAGCAAUAGCAGCAGACAGGAACCCAUCUUUGAGACUUGUGUGGUACCAGCAGUAAUAUAUGCACGUGGGGCUAGUUCCUAAUCUUCUAGAACCUCCUCACGGAAGUACAUUCUUACUUGGGAUCGUUUUGAUUUAUUGAUGGCUGUCUUGUUUGUAAAGCCGAUGUUAUCAUCACUGGACGCCAUUGAUUGUUUCCGACAUCCGUUGAGCUUCUCAUGCCACUCUCGUUUCAGUAGCAUUAGUCGCUAUUUUAGUCUCGUAUUUGUGCUCAUUAUACAUGCUAAGGUGGCAUGCAAUGGGGAAUAAUGAUGAAAUGUGAUUUCUGACAUUACGACAAACACAGUUAUGUUUUGUACAUAUUACAGGGUAAUCUCACAAUAUGAGAAAACAUGGCCAGGCCUUCAUAAUUAUAUGUUGACACACUCGCAUCCCCCCAUCCAUUAUGUGCCCUGACACCACCUUUAUCUCUGGCUUAAAAUAUAACUAACUCAUGCAUGUUUUUACAUGUCUUGUUGUCCAAAUUAUGUUACCAGAAUUAGAAGUCCCCACAGUUCCAUUCCCAGAAAAA